Penicillium cinerascens is the source of this 1332-nucleotide messenger RNA. RefSeq lists its product as uncharacterized. The transcript has a single exon. Bases 1 to 1332 code for a protein of 443 amino acids. The record is from RefSeq and is a predicted model, not a curated record. NCBI's taxonomy places the organism in Eukaryota, Fungi, Ascomycota, Eurotiomycetes, Eurotiales, Aspergillaceae. Gene Ontology annotation, biological process: guanosine tetraphosphate metabolic process.
AUGGCCAUACAAAUCCCCAUCAAGGAAUCUUUGAUUCCCAUGUUCAUACACCAAUAUAAGAAAAAGGAGUUCCAAGAUUUGGCCGAAAGUGUUGAAUAUACAUGCAACCAGGCCCUUUUGGAGAAGGGUAUACCUCAUGUAACUCAGAGCCGUGGGAAGGACCCCGAAAGCCUCCGAAAGAAGCUCGAGCAGCGCGAGCGCGAGAACGGUCCAUACGAAACUCUGGAACAGAUUCAUGAGGACAUCGUCGACCUUGCCGGGGCUCGCAUUAUUCUCGAGAGAUGGGAAGAUCGUCAUUUCGUCCAGGGCAUUAUACACGAGAUUUUCGAGGUGAAGGAGGAGAAGUAUAAGAAAGAAAAACGUGGAUACGAAGCAGUGCAUUGUCGUGUGUACUUGAAGCAAGGCGGGAACCCGUGUGGGCCCCAUACGACGAGAGCGAGGCAGCUGGUAGAGAUCCAAGUUCUGUUCUUGUACAUGGCGCAAUGGGCCAAAGACGAACAUGAUCGGUACAAGUCAAUUAGAGAUCCGAGCCGCGCGUUGAGCAACAGUCUGGAUGCCUGUCUUCAAGUGCUCCAUCUUCACGAAACCCUUGCUCGGCAUACCAGAGAAGAGAAGACCAGGCAAAAUGCAAAAUACAAGCAGAAGUUCACCAGCACCCACGUCGUCGGGAGCCAUCUAGAGAAGUGGAUUCUCAGGUAUGCCGCGGACUGGGUCAAAUCUGGAGAGAAAACGAUAGGAUCUGCCACGGCUUUGACAAAAUUUUUGAAUGCAUGUGAAUGGACAACUCCCGAGUCUCUAGAUCGCUUGCUCCGAGAACACUUGGGCAAAGGCGCACAGGAUGAAUACUCGGGCAUCGCAAAGGAAUAUAACGGUAUCGACUUAAACCUCAUCAUUUACCUCAUCGACCGCGCAGUCCUGAAACACUCGGUUAAUAGUGCGCGUCCGUUCCAAGACCCCAACAGCCAUGAAGAACAUGUCUACAAGAUCCAGGUGAUCUUGAGCACGUUUAUCUGGAUGAACCGUCUCUUUCAGCCCACCCUUGAAUGGCAGCGUUUGUUCACGCGCGUUGAAGACCAAAAGACCAUCCGACAGGGCAUUCUUUGGCUUGGAAACAGCGCCCGGCAAAAUUUUAUCGGAGAUGGAUCCUUUUUGACCGAGGAUGAGAUCGGCAAACUGAACGGGCUGUGGGAUUGGUUUAGCAGAAAUCUCGAUCGACCCGUCAUGCUGGCUUUCACCAUGUCGAAUCAGGGCGUGGUCAGAGAUAUUCCCCGAGAAAAAGAUGAGUUGGAAGACGCCCUUGGACCCCUGAGUUGGGCCCUGAGUCGGGCUUAG